This is a messenger RNA of Capsicum annuum, 1394 nucleotides long. RefSeq names its product reticulon-like protein B12. Bases 493 to 1122 code for a protein of 209 amino acids. The transcript is spliced from 4 exons. Lineage: Eukaryota; Viridiplantae; Streptophyta; Magnoliopsida; Solanales; Solanaceae. The record is from RefSeq and is a predicted model, not a curated record.
AAAACAUAAGAAUUUUAAAAUUAAUGCGUUAACACUUAUUUUAAAAUUAUCAUCUCUACUCUUUUUCUUAUUUUAAAAUAUUUUUGUAACCUUGAUUAAUUUGCCCAAUGUCUCUGUCUACACAUUUCACUUAAUUUUUUUAUUUCACUUCCCAAAAUCAAUUUCCAAAGGCAACAUUUCUUGAAUCAGUCGGCCCCCACUUUUCUACUUUUGGGGUUGAAAAAAUAGUGCAAAAAUAAUGUCAUGAGUAUGUUUUCAUGCUUUUAGGCUGGAAAAAGAUUGAUUCUUGGUGUCACUAAUACCAUAUCUCAAAAUUCAUUCAUUUUGUUAUCUAACUAAGAAGGGAAUAGAUUGAUUCUUGGUCAAGAAGUAUACACAAAUUUUGAAUUAAGUUACCGAAGUUUUGGGCUUUUUUUCUAUUGUGUUGUAGAGGUUGUUUUUAUUUGAGUUCUUGGAGUUGGGUUUUUCUUGGUUUUUAUUGAUUGUUGAAAAAUGGGUUCAUCUGAUAAAUUGUUUAAUAGGCAGAGAAGUCUUCAUCAGAUCCUUGGAGGAUGUUUUGUUGCUGAUGUAGUUCUAUGGAGGCAAAAAGAUGUGACGGUGGGAAUUCUUGUAGGAACAUUGUUUGCUUGGGUGGUCUUUGAGAUAUCUGGUUAUACACUUCUAUCACUAGUCUCAAGUGUUUUCUUUCUGCUGUUCACCAUUUUGUUUCUGUGGGCUAAAUCAGCUGCAAUCCUUAACAGACCAGCUCCACCCCUGCCGCAUUUGUAUCUCUCUGAAGAAAUGGUAAAUCAAGCAGCUUGUUUCAUCCGCAGUCACAUAAACAUGUUACUGUCGGUCUCUGAGAAUAUUGCCCUUGGGAAGGACACAGAUAUGUUUGUUAAGGUGUCUGGCGGGCUGCUUCUGAUAUCUGUACUUGGGAGCUUGACUGAUUUCCUCACAUUGGGCUACACUAGUCUUGUGAUUGUUCUUACAGUUCCGGCACUCUACGAGAAGUAUGAAGACCGAGUUGAUACAUAUGUGUUAAUGGCAUACAGGAAAUUGCGGCAGUUGCAUUAUAAAUUUGAUGCAGUGUGUGUUAGCAAGGUUCCAAGGUUUAAUUUGGAAGAAAAGAAAUUAAGCUAAUCCAGUUUUCUCUGUUGUAUCAAGUUUUAGGUUGUUUUGGGGUUUGUGGUUUCGAUAGCCUUUUUGUUAUAUAUCUUAGUUUCUUUCGCUUGCUCACAGGAAGUGAAUGGAGAGCAAGUGCUCCGAGGGGCACCGAGAUAUGAGAGAUUGUAAUUUGCACAUAAUAUGUGUUGUGUACAUCAAUGUAUUGAAUUGGAACUAAGACAAGUUCUUACGAAGAAGCCUGUGCUUUUUUUUUGUCAAAUGGAUACGGAAGACUUAUUUGGAUUGAA